UUUCCACUGUUUCAACUGAAUUAUCACAAACAAAUAAUUCUCAAAAAAUGAUAACAAGCACUACAAAGUCUUCUAUAUCUGCACCAAUAAGUAAGACUACUACCACUAAAGAAACAAUUGGCGCCCUUCCUGGAAUAUUAAUUGGUGGUGCUGCAGCAUGUGCUGCAGUUACAUUUACAAAUCCGUGGGAGGUAGUGAAAACUCGGUUACAACUUCAAGGUGAAUUAGCUCGAAGUAAUUCCAAUUAUGUAAAACCUUAUAAAAAUGUAUUUCAAGCAGUCUAUUACAUAAUCAAGCAUGAAGGAAUUUUCAGCAUUAACAAGGGUUUAGCUUAUGCAUAUCAAAUUUUGAUGAAUGGAUCACGUCUUGGUCUUUACGAUCCAAUUCGAAACUCUCUUGUUUCAACUUUUGGUACCUCAAGCACUUCGUUACCAAUUAGCAUUGUUUCUGGAGGUCUUUCUGGUGUUAUUGGUGCUUUUAUAGGCUCUCCUUUAUAUUUGGUCAAAACUCGUAUGCAAUCUUUUUCAACUCAUAUGGCAGUUGGGCAUCAACAUAAUUACAAAAACACUUUUAGUGCUUUAACACAAAUAUGGAAGUCAGAUGGUAUAAAAGGGAUAUAUACAGGUGUUAAUGCGGCAAUGAUAAGAACUGGAGUUGGUUCUGCGACCCAAUUAUCAAGUUAUUUUUAUAUAAAACGAUGGAUAAUUACAAAGAUUGGGAUGGAUGAUAAUGAUAUUGUAUUGCAUAGUCUUGCAAGUAUGAUAACGGGACUUUGUGUUUGCGCAACUAUGAAUCCAUUUGAUGUUAUUAGCACACGUAUGUAUAACCAAAAAACGGAUAUUGGCGGAAAAGGAAG
Molecule: messenger RNA, 856 nt
Organism: Racocetra fulgida
Lineage: Eukaryota; Fungi; Glomeromycota; Glomeromycetes; Diversisporales; Gigasporaceae
Source: the annotation of a GenBank genome assembly